Molecule: messenger RNA, 3320 nt
Organism: Sodiomyces alkalinus F11
Lineage: Eukaryota; Fungi; Ascomycota; Sordariomycetes; Glomerellales; Plectosphaerellaceae
Product: voltage gated chloride channel
Exons: 6
Coding region: 135-2933 (932 amino acids)
Biological process (GO): chloride transport; transmembrane transport
Cellular component (GO): membrane; early endosome; Golgi apparatus
Molecular function (GO): voltage-gated chloride channel activity
Source: RefSeq, a predicted model, not a curated record
CACGGCUGUCGCCUACUCAGGACCCCCAUCGCCUCACCCUCCGCAAGUUCAAGCGUCUGGACGGGGAUGUACCGACAUGAGAGGAUGCGACCAACAUAAGCCCGAGGGGAUACGUGUGUAGCCAGCAGACCAUAAUGGCUGGCCCUUUCAGCAAUGACCCAAAUGCCCCCUCCUCAUCCUCGUCUCGCUCCUCGAACCCGCCCCCGAACCCGCCCCCGAACCCGAAUCAUAGAAGCAUGCGCCCGCCAAACCCCGACGACCGAGACGAGCUAGACGAUAUUCUCAUAGACGGAGACGAUGGAGACUUUGAUUCGAAUUUCAAUACUCGGAGGGAGGCCGAAGCAGACAUAUUCGCCCAGGACCCCAUCCGGGGGAGCCUAGACGGACCUCUUUCCUUCAAACGGAGACAGAAACAGGGUCUCUUCUCCGCGCCCGCCCGUUUCCUCUCGGCCCUCGCCGGUCGCCCGUCCAAUAUCUCGCCUCAGUCAACCCCUCAAUCGAUGACUCCGAGACACAGCUUCGGACUCGACGCCCACGCGCCUCCGAGUUCAGGGCCUACCACGGGCACCCCACACAACCUCAAUCAAGGGCCUAAAGACGGAGGACCGUUGGAUUGGUACGUCGAAGGGCCCGGCCGUCGCGUCGGCUACGAAGAUUUGACGGCCAUCGACUGGAUAUUCGAAUACACAAAGGAGCGCCAGAGGCUGCGCGUGCUGCGCUCCAGCGGGCGCGGCUUGCUGGGCAUAGCGCAGCAGUUCGCCGAUGCCAGCCAGGUAUGGGUCAUUCUGAUCCUCACGGGCCUCGCCGUCGGGGCUGCGUCGGCAGGUAUCAACGUUACGGCGGAUUGGCUGGGGGAUUUGAAGCUGGGGUACUGCGCCAGCGGGCCCGAAGGCGGAGCCUUCUACCUGAGCAGGUCGUUCUGCUGCUAUGGCUACGACGAGCUCUCCAACUGCAAGGGUUGGACACCUUGGGCGAAGGCGCUGCGAGUGACCUCGGCCAGUGGGCAGUGGUUUCUCGAGUAUUUCUUCUACCUCUUCUUUGCGGUCUUCUGGGCGUCCGUGGCGGCUUUUCUGGUCCAGGAAUAUGGCAUCUAUGCGAGACAUAGCGGUAUACCCGAGAUCAAGACGGUACUCGGCGGCUUUGUUAUACGUCGAUUCCUCGGCGCAUGGACGCUCCUCACCAAGUCUCUGGGUUUGUGCCUUGCCGUGGCCUCGGGCAUGUGGCUAGGCAAGGAAGGCCCCUUGGUUCAUGUGGCCUGCUGCUGCGCCAACCUAUUUAUCAAACUGUUUCCCGCCAUCAAAGGCAAUGAAGCUCGGAAGCGAGAAGUUCUGUCCGCUGCAGCGGCAUCUGGCAUCUCCGUCGCCUUCGGCUCUCCCAUCGGAGGCGUCCUGUUUUCACUCGAGCAAAUAUCGUACUACUUUCCAGACAAGACUAUGUGGCAAAGCUUCGUAUGCGCCAUGACAGCAGCCGUCAUGCUCCAGGCCGUCGAUCCUCUGCGAUCCGGACAGCUUGUCCUUUACCAGACUAAAUUCAGUACAGAAUGGACAGAUUUCGAGAUUGUCCCUUAUGCUAUACUCGGGAUAAUAGGGGGUGUCUAUGGCGGGCUAUUCAUCAAGGCCAACAUGGCUGUUGCUCGCUGGAAGAAGAACACUUCCUGGCUUCCAGGCCCUAUCGUCCAGGUCGUGGCUGUUGCCCUCCUGACCGCCCUUACCAACUAUCCCAACUUCUACAUGAAACUUCAGUCCUCAGAUCUCGUUUCCAAUCUUUUCAUCGAGUGUGAUCAGGUCAGGGAAGACCCCAUGGGUCUUUGUAAGACAGGGGCCGCCUCCGGUACCACGAUUGUGCUCCUCCUUUUCGCUGCUAUCCUGGGUUUCUACCUGGCGGCCGUCACCUUCGGCUUGCAGCUCCCAGCAGGAAUCAUCCUCCCUUCCAUGGCCAUCGGCGCCUUGACGGGCCGCGCCGUCGGCAUUCUAAUGGAGAUUUGGGUUGCCAGCUUCCCAACUUUUGUUCCGUUCCUGUCUUGCGAGCCAGACAUUCCCUGCGUCAACCCAGCCACGUACGCCGUCGUCGGUGCGGCCGCCACCCUGGCCGGCGUCACUCGCAUGACCGUCUCCAUCGUGGUCAUCAUGUUCGAGCUAACCGGCGCCCUGACGUACGUCCUCCCUAUGAUGGUGGCCGUCAUGAUCUCCAAAUGGGUCGGCGACGCCUUCUCGCGCCGCGGCAUCUACGACGCCUGGAUCCAUUUCAACGAGUACCCCUUCCUCGACAACUCCGACGCCGAAACUGCCACCAUCCCGGACAUCCCCGCCUCGCAGAUUAUGACCCGCAUCGAGGACCUCAUUGUUCUCACUGCCACGGGCCAUACCAUCGCCUCCCUGACCUCCAUCCUCGAAACCCACCCCCACCGGGGUUUUCCCGUCAUUUCCGACCCCCGCGACGCCGUCCUCCUCGGCUACAUCUCCCGCGCCGAGCUGUCCUACAACCUCCGUUCCUCGACCCAACCCCCGCGCUCCCUCCCGCCCGAGACGGAAGCCUUCUUCUCCCACCAACCCCUCGCCGACCCCCGCACCACCCUCGACCUCCGCCCCUGGAUGGACCAGACACCCAUCACCCUCCCCUCCCGCGCGAGCCUCCACCUCGUCGUCUCCUACUUCCAGAAACUCGGUCUCCGCUACGUGCUCUUCGCCGACCGCGGCGCCCUCCAGGGCCUCCUCACCAAGAAGGACGUCUGGUACGUGCUCAACGGAGCCGAAGAGACGAGGGGUACCGCUGGCACGGGUAUCGGCAUUGCCGGUGCGCACGGCGGCAGUGGCGGCGUCGGACCGGGUGUAUCGGGGGACGCUGCGGCGCAUGGUGAUGACGAGAUGCUGUUGGCGGGUCAUGACCACGAAGAGGGUGUUAGCCAGGCUGUUGACAGAGGGCCGAUGUUAUGAUUGUCGGGGGUACUCGUUGUUUUUUUUGUGCAGAUAUAUAGAAGUCCAUUAGAGAUGAUUUUUUUCAGUCUUUUCUUUUCGACAUGAGUACUGUCCCGCACACGCGAAGAAAGGGCUGUCCAGUUCGAUGCCAUCCAUGCUUUUUAUUUCAAAGUAACGCGCCCUCUAUCCCUAAACAAUCACGAGGCAAAGGGAAACACAUUUCAAGUCCCAUUGUACGCCCGUUGGCCCGUUGAACUCCCGUCACCAGAAGAAGACAAGUGCAUAAAUAAAUACACUGACGGAAAGGCUGCGAAAGAGCACCGACCGGCCUGCUUUUGCCACUUAUAUAACUCGGGAACCCGACCUCCCCUCCCCGCGGUUGAUGAUUUCUAACCAGUUACUCAG